UAUGGAGACUUCACUCCCAGAACCGGUCAAUAUGUUAAAAACCAUCGAAUCCACAAUUAAAAAGGAUAAGUCGGUGCUUUAUAUUGGAUCUUCUUCCAAAUCAAAGGCAGAAAUAUCUAAGAAGAGGAAGAAGAAGGGAAAGGUUCCCGUGUCUAAUAAGAAAGCAAAUAACAACAAAGGGAAUAACAAGGUUAAUCUCAAAUCAAAUCAAGAAUGUUAUCAUUGUGGCAAAAAUGGGCAUUGGAAGAGAAACUGCAAGGAAUAUCUUGCAAGCCUGAAAAGUUCAGGUAUUUAUUUUGUUGAAGUUAACUUAUCAGUUAAUGAUUCUUCUUGGGUAUUAGAUACCGGCUGUGGCUCACAUAUAUGUAAUGAGUUGCAGAUGAUGGCAAGAAGCAGGAAACUAGAGCAUGAUGAAACAAUUCUGAGGACGGGCAAUGGAGCAAGAGUUGCUGCAUUAGCUGUUGGGACUGUUAAUCUAGUUAUGAAUGGUGGUAAUUGUUUAAGUUUGAACAAUUGUUUGUAUGUUCCAGAAAUAAUAAAGAAUAUCAUCUCUAUUCCAGUUUUGGAUAGAGAGGGAUAUAAGUUUGUUAUCGGAAAAGGGAAAUGUUCCAUUUUUCAAGAUACAUCUUUUAUAUAUUCUGGAAAUUUAACAAAUGGUUUGUAUACCAUUUCACCACAAAGAAACAUCCUAACAAUUCAACAAAAUAAAAGAAAAAUAGAUAAUCAUAGUUCAUUCACACUUUGGCAUGCUAGAUUAGGUCAUAUAUCUGAAAAGAGGAUUCACAAAUUAGGACUUAAACUCAACCUUAGGGGAGAGGAUAAGUUACCUACAUGUGAAUCAUAUCGAGGAGGUGAAUAUUUGACUAAUGAGUUUCUAGAUUAUCUAAAGGAUAAUGGGAUUCUAUCACAAUGGACUCCUCCUGGAACUCCACAACUUAAUGGGGUUUCAGAAAGGAGAAAUCGAACAUUGUUGGACAUGGUUCGAUCAAUGAUGAGUUCCACUACACUACCUCUUUCAUUCUGGGGCUAUGCCUUAGAAACAGCUGCACAUAUUUUGAAUAGAGUGCUAAGUAAAGUUGUGCCUAACAUACCUUAUGAGAUAUGGUAUGGUAAAACCCCUUAUAUGAAAAUAUGGGGUUGUGAUGCUUAUGUGAAGCAGCAAGUGGGAGUUAAGUUGGAUAUGAGAUCCAUCUUAUGUAAAUUUGUGGGGUAUCUAAAAGAGUCUAUAGGAUAUUAUUUCUAUGAUCCCUCAGAACAAAAGGUGUUUGUUUCGAGGAAUGCUGUUUUCUUAGAAGAAGAGGUUCUUUCUAAAGAAAACAAUGAGAUUAUAGAACUUAAUGAAGAACCACAAAUUAUUCCACAAAUUGACACAGAUAACAUACAAGUAGAAACUGGGCAAAGUGAAACACAACCUCUUCGGAGAUCCAUGAGGGUUUCCAAGGUAUCUGAUAGAUUGUACCUAUUGUUAAAGAACAAUGAAGAGGGACUUCUUUUGGAUAAUGAUCCAAUAAGCUAUGAAGAGGCAAUGUUAGACAUUGACUCUAAGAAAUGGCAAGAAGCUAUGCAAUCCGAAAUGGACUCUAUGUACUCUAACAAGGUAUGGACCUUGGUAGAUCCACCAGAGGGUAUUGUACCCAUUGGCUGUAAGUGGGUCUAUAAGCGAAAGCUUGGAGUUGAUGGGGAAGUAGGGACUUAUAAAGCAAGACUGGUUGCAAAAGGUUAUACUCAAAAACAAGGAAUUGAUUAUGAGGAAACUUUUUCACCAGUAGCAAUGCUUAAAUCUAUUCGGAUUUUACUAGCCAUAGCUGCGUAUUAUGACUACGAGAUAUGGCAAAAGGAUGUAAAGGCU
Striga hermonthica is the source of this 1849-nucleotide messenger RNA. The record is from the annotation of a GenBank genome assembly. Lineage: Eukaryota; Viridiplantae; Streptophyta; Magnoliopsida; Lamiales; Orobanchaceae.